GGGGGUGGUUCGGCAUGUGCGUCGACGGAUUGGUGGGUGUGUGGCAGACGUGGGAUCUUGGUGUGUGGUGUGUGUCACUGUUCGGUUCAACCUGCAGACUGCAGCGAUGGGCGGGUGAGGUGAUGCGCCGAUGACUACGACGGAGGUAUGGUUCCCUUCGUAAGCUCCCUGUGUUUACGUACUACGACUUGGUUGCGACAUUGGCGAGGCCGAGGAAGAGGUCAAGGCAUUGGUAUUGGCAUGGCUAAGUCGGAUGAUGAGCUUUAGAAAGGGGGUAUAAAAUAGCCUCUUGCUCCCGGUGUCACGAGCUGGACGUCUUGCUUCUUGAAGACUUUCAUCCUUUUGUCUUAUUCUUAGCCAUUGAAGAAAGGAAAAAGUCAAUUGUAGACCCAAUUGACUCGAUUUCCAUUCUCUGCUGCGAGCUAUCCUCUUGGCACAUCGCAUCCCCCCCAGUCCCGUCGCAUCGAUCCCCAUCACCACGAAAUCUUGGCCCAGCAUGCAUUUCACCCAACCCACGGCAGCCAAGCUGUUGCUUCUCUGGGCGUCAGCCAGCGAGCUGUGCUCGGCGGCACCGCACUUUGACAGCCCCCGUGAACGCCUUCUCCGGGGCAUGGACAUCCCCGCGAGCUACAAGAAGAAGAGCACCAGCAACCCGUACGUCCCGGGCUUCAGGGAUCCCAAUGACGGCGCCGUCGACUCGGUCGGCGACGGCCUCGACCCGCUUCCCUACCGCAACGGCCUCGGCGCCUCAGUGCUGGGGCCCUGGAACAGCGAACGCUCGCGCCAGAACCCGGAUAUGGUGCGGCCGCCUUCGACGGACAAGGGCAACAUGCCCAACAUGCGCUGGAGUUUUGCGGAUUCUCAUAUUCGUAUUGAGGAAGGCGGAUGGACCCGACAGACGACUGUCCGCGAGUUGUCCACCAGCGUCGAGCUCGCUGGCGUGAACAUGCGUCUUGGGGAGGGCGUCAUCCGAGAGCUUCACUGGCACAAGGAGGCCGAAUGGGCGUAUGUCGUGGACGGCGAGGUCCGCGUUACGGCACUGGACUACGAGGGCGGCAACUUCAUCGACGACCUCAAGAAGGGCGACCUCUGGUAUUUCCCGUCAGGCGUCCCUCACUCCCUGCAAGGACUGAGUCCCAAUGGCACCGAGUUCCUCCUCAUCUUCGACGAUGGCCGUUUCUCCGAGGAAUCAACCUUUAUCCUGUCCGACUGGCUCGCGCACACGCCCAAGUCAGUCAUUGCCGAAAACUUCCACCUCGAGCCCGAAGUGUUCAAACACCUCCCCGAGGGCGAGAAAUACAUCUUCCAGGGCACGCUUCCGGGCCCGAUUGACGAGGAACGGCCCAAGGGCAAGCACGCCAAGAAGUCCCGCUUCAACUUCACCCACAGGAUGCUUGACCAGAAGCCUGAGCAGACGUCCGGCGGCGAGGUCCGCAUCACUGACUCCAAGAACUUUCCCAUCUCCAAGACUGUUGCUGCUGCCCACCUCACGAUCCAGCCGGGCGCGCUGCGCGAGAUGCACUGGCAUCCUAAUGCCGACGAGUGGUCCUUUUUCAUCAAGGGCCGAGCUCGCAUUACCAUCUUCGCGGCUGAAGGUACUGCCCGCACUUUCGAUUACGUCCCUGGCGAUGUCGGCAUUGUGCCUAAGAACAUGGGCCACUUUGUCGAGAAUAUCGGCGAUGAGCCCAUUGAGAUGCUCGAGAUCUUCAGGGCCGAUGAGUUCCGCGAUUUCUCUCUCUUCCAGUGGAUGGGUGAGACGCCCAAGAAGCUGGUAAUUGAUCACCUGUUUAAGGACGAUAAGGAGAAUGGCGAGAAGUUCUGGAACCAGGUGAAGGAGGCAGAGAAGGAUCCCAUCACCAAGUUCCAAAAGGAUACGGGGUCCUCGCAGUCGGAGAGAGUGGAGGAGUUGUAAAAAGUUAUGUACGCCAUGUAAAAUGUUGUAUAGGAGUGUAAAAAUAUAACACCGCAUUGCAGAU
Molecule: messenger RNA, 1976 nt
Organism: Colletotrichum acutatum
Lineage: Eukaryota; Fungi; Ascomycota; Sordariomycetes; Glomerellales; Glomerellaceae
Product: oxalate decarboxylase family bicupin
Exons: 4
Coding region: 497-1912 (471 amino acids)
Biological process (GO): oxalate metabolic process
Cellular component (GO): outer membrane-bounded periplasmic space
Source: RefSeq, a predicted model, not a curated record